UUAAAAAGAGAAUGCCUGUGAAGGUUCCCCAUUAUGGGGACGAGCACCGCAUAUUCCUUCAGGGGAUCAUGUGUAAAGGAGUUCUCAACUACAAGCAAGUGAACAAACUUCUGGACUCUGCUUUAAUGAACUGUCAGAUUACUAUCCCUGAGAACAAGGCUGAGAAGCAGAAUCUGAUGUUGAAGAUCAUUCAAGAGAUCAACGACAGGAUCUCAAACAUUUCCCUCACCAUCAGGAAAGGAGUUGAUGAGGAUGACGGGACCAACUACUUCAUGCUGGUCAACCUUUCUCACAGGAGAUGUGGAGAUUCAGACGAGCUAGCGAAAAGGUUACAGGUUCAGUGGAGCGCUCAUGAACUGGAAUACUUCAGACUUAUUGCAAAAGAGAUUCUGGAAGACGACAAUAAAUCUGUUUCUAGCAGGUGAUUUUCUACUACGUUUAUU
Eurytemora carolleeae is the source of this 443-nucleotide messenger RNA. RefSeq names its product non-structural maintenance of chromosomes element 1 homolog. Gene Ontology annotation, molecular function: ubiquitin-protein transferase activity. The transcript has 5 exons. Gene Ontology annotation, cellular component: nucleus; Smc5-Smc6 complex. Lineage: Eukaryota; Metazoa; Arthropoda; Copepoda; Calanoida; Temoridae. Gene Ontology annotation, biological process: double-strand break repair via homologous recombination; DNA damage tolerance. The coding region runs from base 12 to 425 and encodes 137 amino acids. The record is from RefSeq and is a predicted model, not a curated record.